This is a messenger RNA of Parathielavia appendiculata, 984 nucleotides long. RefSeq names its product purine and uridine phosphorylase. Gene Ontology annotation, molecular function: catalytic activity. NCBI's taxonomy places the organism in Eukaryota, Fungi, Ascomycota, Sordariomycetes, Sordariales, Chaetomiaceae. The record is from RefSeq and is a predicted model, not a curated record. The coding region runs from base 1 to 984 and encodes 327 amino acids. Gene Ontology annotation, biological process: nucleoside metabolic process. The transcript has a single exon.
AUGGACCCAACCCGGCCGCGGCGCCCAGCCACGCGGGCCGACUUUGAGAUUGCCGUCAUCUGCGCUCUCCCCAUCGAAGCCGAUGCCGUCCACGCCCUUUUCAACCGCCACUGGGACGAUGACGGGCCGCCCUACGACAAAGCCCCGGGCGACCCCAACGCGUACUCCACCGGCGCCAUCGGCCGCCACAACGUCGUCCUUGCACAUAUGCCAGGUAUGGGCAAGGCCAGCGCCGCGGCCGUCGCUGCCGGUUGCCGCGCGAGUUUCCCCAACCUCAAGCUCGCCCUCAUCGUUGGCGUUUGCGGUGUCCUUCCCUUCCGUCCCGGGAGCAGCGGGACAGCCGAGACCGUACUCGGCGACGUUAUCGUGAGCGAUGGUGUCGUACAGUACGACCAUGGACGGCGACUGCCCGAACAGUUUGUGCAGAAAGACACGCUUCUGGACACCCUGGGCAGGCCGAACACCGAGAUCCGCGCGCUACUCGCCAAGCUCAAAGGCCUCCGUGGCCGGAAGAUGCUGCAGGACAAGAUGGCCGGCUAUAUGGACGUGCUCCGAGGCGAGCCGGAACUGGCGGCCGCGUACCCCGGUGCUGCGGAGGACAAGCUAUUCGAGGCGACAUAUCGCCAUGUCACUGACGGGAUGUCAUGCAAGGAGUGCGGUUGCGACGGCAAGCUGUUGCGGCGUGCCCGCCUCGAGCAGGGCGAUGGACAACCUGCGGUCCACUUUGGCCUGAUUGCGUCGGGCGACACGGUUAUGAAGUCGGGCAAGGACCGCGACGCCAUCGCGCAGCGGGCGGGUGUUAUAGGGUUUGAAAUGGAGGGCGCCGGCGUUUGGGACGUCUUCCCUUGUGUGAUCAUUAAGGGUGCGUGCGACUACGCGGACAGCCACAAGACCAAGGCGUGGCAGCGGUACGCAGCCGCGACCGCGGCGGCAUGUAUGAAAGCAUUCCUGGAUCACUGGAUACCUUCGAUGACAGGUACGUAA